Amphiprion ocellaris (clown anemonefish) is the source of this 2680-nucleotide messenger RNA. RefSeq names its product fibroblast growth factor 3 (gene fgf3). Lineage: Eukaryota; Metazoa; Chordata; Actinopteri; Pomacentridae. The transcript is spliced from 3 exons. Gene Ontology annotation, molecular function: growth factor activity; fibroblast growth factor receptor binding. Gene Ontology annotation, cellular component: cytoplasm. The record is from RefSeq and is a predicted model, not a curated record. Bases 1205 to 1813 code for a protein of 202 amino acids. Gene Ontology annotation, biological process: positive regulation of protein phosphorylation; regulation of cell migration; cell differentiation.
UUUAGGCAGUAGUCAUUUAGCCUGCUGCUCUUCCGCCCACCGGCUGCUGCCUAGCCAGAGCCGGGACAUUAGGAUGGGAAAAGUCUGGGACAAUCUGCUGCUCGGGUGAAGGAUAAAGAAUAAGGCAGUACAGCUGUGUGGUGUGAGCAGCACAUGGAGGGAGCCCCGUGACACAACAUCCAUCUGUGGAGCUGCAGAAACAUCCCUCAGCAUGGCAGCUCGGGAGCAGUAGAAAUGCUGAGGAACAAAGAAGGCUGCACACUUUGAAGUGCUGAGGAAGAAGUCGCUCCUCUGGAAGAUCUCUGGAUCUCUGCAUCACGUGUUGCCGACGAGGAGCUCAGAUCCAAGGCAAAUUACAAAUUACACAAACUUGAUAUUGAGCUCAGCCUGUCAUGGUGGUUAUACUGUGUACCUAUGCUUGACAAACACCUGUUAAACUGGGAUGGAUGUGUUUACUGUAUGCAGUGUGGAUGUGGACCACCCAAAAACAAAGUGCUCAACAUUUUUCGAACGUCUCACUGCGUUUAAAAAUUCGCUAAUCUGGAAGGUAAACUUGUGUCUUAGUGGCCAAAUUAAAUCCUUCAGAGUGAAAAAAAUAGUGGAAGGUCCGUGGUUGUGUAGAAUAUCACAAUUCAACUGAAAAAGCUGCAUUUUCAGUAUAGAUUUGUUUAGUUUUUUAACAGAUGAAGGUAGGCUCCAAACAGCAGCCUUAUUCCUCACCUGCUGCGGUGGCUGGCGCAGGCUCAGCCCUCCUGUAUAAUUUGGGAUGUCUAAUUGCUCUUUUAGGAUAUUUCAGAAGAGGAGUUCAGAGGAGAGAGCUGUUCCGCACUCAGCCACUAUGUAAUUUUAUCCACGCCGCUGUCUCUCACUUCACACAGGGCUGAUACCUUUUGCCUCCCCCUUUCCUUUGUAUCAAUUGGUCGGAGUUCAGCCUAUUGUCGCCACAAGCUUCUUUUAUAUCUGCGUUCAGUCUGAGCAGAGGCUCUUAGUCAGGUCCACAGGAGGGCUUUCCAGUAACAGAGGCGAGGAGGAUCCCACCUCGGGGCGGCUGUGCUGUCAGAGGUGCCUGUCGGGCUCGGAUGUACGCAGGGCUGGGGCUCUCCAGCGCUUUGGCCCCGACACUUUAAUGGGACCCCGGGAGCCGGGCAGGAGUUCUCCUUUUUUUUUUUUUUUGCCACUAUCGUAGCUCUCCGGCCAUGCCACAAUGCUGAUGAUUCCUCUGCUGGUGUUGCUGAGCCUGUUGGAUCCCGUUUGUCCCCAGGCCCGCUGCGCACCGGGCCAGGCUUGCGACCCCCGGCAUCGGAGGGAUGCCGGGGGCCGCGGAGGAGUGUAUGAACAUCUCGGAGGAGCGCCGAGACGCAGGAAACUUUACUGCGCUACUAAAUAUCACUUACAGAUCCAUCCUAACGGAAAAAUAGAUGGUUCACUGGAGGAAAACAACCCGUUCAGCAUCAUGGAAAUCACAGCAGUGGAUGUGGGUGUUGUGGCCAUAAAAGGGCUUUUCUCUGGCAGAUAUCUGGCCAUGAAUGAUAAAGGACGGCUGUAUGCCUCGUGUUCAACAAAGAAUGUGAGUUUGUGGAGCGGAUCCAUGAGUUGGGGUACAACACCUACGCAUCCCGUCACCACUCUACAGAGCAGCCGCUGCCACCAGGAGGUGGCAGCAACAGCAAGCGUCGAGCCAGCGCCAUGCGUCAGUGGUACAUUUCCAUUAAUGGCAAAGGGCGGCCGCGGAGAGGCUUUAAGACCCGAAGCACAGACAAGGCUUCACUCUUCCUGCCCCGGGUGCUGGGCAACAAGGACCAUGAGAUGGUGAGGCGGCUGAGGGACAGUCCAGGCUCACACCAUCACACACAUCACCAUGGUCGCCGUGGCGAACGCCGGAGCCGUAGACAUCGUGCCAGGAAAGGCCAGGUUCGACAGCUAGAUGACUCUGUAGACUUUUAGAGGCAGUUUCCAACCUCAUGGUCUUAAGACUCCUCUAAACAUGGACCUCUGAACUCAGCACAUACUGUAGCUUGACUGCAAUGGAGGAUGUGGAAAAAUGACUGGAUCCUGCCUGCCUGGAUUAGUGGAAGUUUUUGCCUCUGCACAGAGAAAAAAAUAGGAGGGAAAAUCGAAGGCCACCCCAAGUGUUGGGGCACAUAUUUUAAAUCUUCCACUUUGUUAAGACUUUGACUGUUACACAUUCCACAGCUGUAUAAUCAUCUAUUUACUGAUGUCUGACUUCUUCAGAAUGCUACUGUCUUUUAAACAAAUGUGUUAACUUCAAUAGCUGAAAAACUUCCAACUUAUUUUUAAUAAGUUCUACUUUAUACAAGCUAUCAUUUUACCAUCAACUUCGCACAUAUUUUUUUCUUUGAAAAGUAGAUGUUUUUGUAAAUACAGUUUGCAUGUACAGCAACGUUAUAGCUUUAUAUUUGUCGAAAGCUGAGAUGACAAACAGAAUAUAACUUUUUUGCUAUUCUGAAGUGCUAACAAACAUGAUGGAUACUGAAGAGAGGACUUUACAGAUCAAAGCACUUUUUUUUGUCAGAUUCAUGUUAAAAAAACAGGAGAAGUGAGUGUGAGACACGUUCCACUGUUUGUUUUUACGACUUUCUUACAAUGUGAUAGUCUACUGUCUGUAAACUGAAAGAAGUACUUUGUAUAUUUUACUAAUGAUAUGAAUAUUUAUUUGGUG